AUCAGAAUACCGAUCAGUACGAAACGAGCAUUGUUGUUGAUAUCAUGAAAACGCACAAGUGUAACCUGACGUAAAAUGAAAGAAAAAUGAACUCAGAUUCUUAAUCAACAAUUCAUAUAGAUUAAAAUUAGAGAUCUGCUCCGGGUAGAACUGAGAACUGAGAUCACCACCCUACUGUAUUUAUCACCUUAAGUAUUAAGUCCCAGGAACCAUGAUCUAUGGAUGCUAGAGGUUUGAUAUGAAAAGAAUGGAUCCGAGAAUGGAGCAUAGACCUCCUCUUGGAGCUACGGAGAGGAAUCAAGUUAACCUUGGAUAUCCUGGAUAUCCCGGAUAUAUAAAUCAGGUUCAACCCAACCAUGGAUAUCCUCCUUACCAAUCCAACCUCAUUCAACCUCUUCCUUAUCAGUUUAACCAUGCUCAAGGAUAUCCUAGCCAACCCCUACAGUAUACCCCUCACCCCUACCAGCAACUUUACCAGCAGGAGUUUCAACCCUCCUACCACCAAAACCAGGAGUUUAUUCAGAACUUUCCUAAAACCCCCCAAGAUUUUACUCAACCCAAAAGUAGGACGGAUUCUAAGUUUGUCCUGACAAGACAUGGUCCUGUUGGUUCUGCAGGACAAAGCACAGCUGCCGCAUCUUUUUACGCACGAAAUCAAACCAAGAUGUCCGCCCAGUUACCCAAGCAGGUUGACAGGUUCGGUACAAAUAGCUCGGAGGAGGAGGAGAAGUUAAAAACCAACUUCCGUGCAAUUAUUUGCCGAGCUCCGCCCCCUAUACCAUCAGGACUACUUGCGAGAAUUGAGAACGGUGAAGAGGGUGGGUUGGGUAAGGUCAGAGUUAUUGUCAGAAUAUCAUCAAAGAAACCGAGGGAGGAAGAGCGGACACGCUUUUUUAACGUUGAUAAGAAGAAAAGGCAGAUCACAUUGUUGGACCCCACAGUGGGCCGGGGUGAGAUACCUAUUGAGGAGAGGAAGGUGGGGGUCGCUGCCCCUAAAAUGUUUGCGUAUGACGGGAUAUAUUCCAGUGAUGACAGCCAAGAGGAAAUAUCAACUGCUUGUCUGACUGAUGUUGUAUCUGCAGUGAUAAACGGAAAUGACAGUUGUCUAUUCUGUUUUGGGCACAGUAACCUAGGUAAAACCUACACCAUGAUAGGUGAGGACACUUGCAAAAACUCUGUCGGAGUAAUCCCCACCGCAAUUGCCUGGCUCUUCAAAUCCAUCAAGGAGCGGAAACAAAAAACUAGUGCACGCUUCUCUGUGCGCGUUUCAGCAGUGGAGAUUAGUCAGGAAGAGGAAUUACGUGAUUUACUCGCCAAAUAUGCUAGUGAUAGUGAUCAAUCGCCUGGGGUUUAUCUCAGGAACCUUCCAGCCUCGCAAACCUGUGUCCUCCAGAACCUGGCCGAGGUCCGAGCUUCAAGUGUUGAGAAGGCUGCUUACUACCUGGAUGCUGCUCUAUCAGGCCGGUCAGUUGAUUCACAGAGUAGAGAAGCCCACCUCCUCUAUACCAUACAUGUGUACCAGUAUAGUGUGGACAAGGCAGGGAAAGGGGGCGUGGCCGGAGGGAGGAGUAGGCUUCAUCUCAUAGAUUUUGGAGGUUGUGAACGGUCUCAAAUCCCAGGAAAUGGUAUAACUCUCUCCGGUCUUGGAAAUGUAAUUCUUGGUAUCUUUAACGGACAAAAGCAUUUGCCCUGCAGGAACAGCAAGUUGACCGGGGUUCUGAAAGAGUGCUUAAGCUCACUAACUUGUCAUGCCACAAUGAUUGCCCAUGUAUCUACAGAGCCUAGUCAUUACUCUGAGUCCUUACAUACACUACAGCUUGCAUCAAGAAUACAUAGGAUGAGAAGGAAGAGAAUAAAGACAGGUUCAAGUCGAGGAUCAACAUCAUCUGAUGAGAAUAGAAGAUUUGGUCGGACACGGAGUAUUGACGGAAAAUCAGGGAGUUCAGAUUUUACAACCUCCACUGAUCCGUCCUCAAGUGAGAUGUCCUGUAACACAGUUGUAUACAGAGGACACAGUGACGGAAGUGGGACGGAUGGAGAGCAUCCUCCUCCCCUCCAUAGGUUCAAGAGGAAUUUGAGCGGAUCCAGGAUUCUCACCAACGGAGCAAUAUCACCCAGAUUAAGUGCUUCUCCCCAACCCUUAUCCCCAGCAUCUAGUCAGUAUUUAAUUAGUGGAUCCCCUGCCCGCCUUACUCCGACCCUACCCCCCAUCAAGGAAACUAGUUCGCUUGCCAAGAUGCCAUUAAAUGGCAAAGUUCCUGGAUAUAGACAACCUGCAGAAAUCUGGAUAGACGGAGAUAGAGAGAGACAGAGAAGUGUCCCACCAGCAACUCAGAAGCAGGUGGAGAAGAGGUACGGGUUCAUGGACGACUUCAAGGCGAACAUGAUCAACCAUUGGGUUGAGAAUCAGAAGUCAAGAGAUGACUCCGGCUCCCUUUAUCUUACUCAGUUCAAACAGGCCGACAGUGACUCAGGGUCGGAGAAAGUAGUUUCAGCUGAAACCCAGGCAGAGGUUCAUAUUCCGGAGAACAGUUCUGUUCAGCAAAAGAAGCCUACUCCACCCCCUCCUCCACCCCGUAGAUCUAGUUCUAAGGAUAAAGAACUUCAAUCCUACAUACCUUCUCAGCACCCUGAGCAACCUGAACCUGUUGACAAGGUUGGGACAGAUUAUCUCCGGGUUGGAGACAACCCUGAGCUUGAAUCUGAUCUUGAACCUAGAAUUGAGACUGAUAUCCUGCUGCUGAACCAGAGGGGAGAGACGGAGGGCAGUGAUUGUUCUGAACCUCUUCCUGAACCAAACUUCGAACAUUUGUUCCCUCAAACCAUUAAAGGAUGUGGAACUCAGAAGGAAGAAGUUAUCUAUGUGCGGGAUUAUCAGUCUCAAGUCUCGGAGACAUCUCUGGAUAGGCGCGAUGCGUCCCGUUUUAAUUCUCUCCCUCGCCUGGAUCCGUCCUUGAACCAGGAGCACGAGCAUCCUCUCAGGAUUCUGAGUGAGGAGAACCUAACUGUUGUUUCAACGUUUGUUGCUGACCUGGAGGAUCUAGAUGAUGAGGAUGAUGAGGCUGAUGAGGAUUGCAGAGCGAGUAAACUCUCAUUUUUCGGUGUUCCUGACUACGGUGCGUGUGAAUCAGAUCUUCAGGUUUCUGAUGAUCAAUAUUUUGAGAAUAGACUAAAGGAGUUAAGACGAAUGGCCGAGCAUAAAGAUGGCCGACGAAAUGAUGACUGUGAUAAAACCCAGACCUCCGGAGCUGUGAGGUCCCCUUUCUCCGAUCCUAGGUUUAAACAAUAUGAAACCAAAGAUUCACUCUCCACCUUUGCUCCGGGUGCUGAUAAACCAACCCUUCCCGUUGUAACCAGGACGGAGAGCAGAGAGAACUCUCCUCCUAAGUCCAAUGAGCUAAUGACUCCUCAGAAGCAGUUUCAACUUCUCUCUCAAACCCUCCGUAGACCUGACGGCAGCUCUAACCCAGAUAUAGACAGAGUUCCUCCGGCAAAAAGAUCUCCGGGAAGUGGACAGUCCAACUCCGAUCCUGAUGAGGAAUUGAUGGAAAUCGGAACCAAUCAAACUCAGGAGGUUCCAGUUCCACGACCAGAACCAAUAACUCUGAUAAAAGAACCUAAUCUAAAGAAGGAACCUAAGAAAAAAGAAAUGUCCAACAUUGCUCAUCUUCUCCUCCGUAUAUUUGGUUCUUCUAGGAAAAAGAACUCCAAGAAGAAUGAUCAGAAAAGAUCUAAAAGUUGUGAACGUGAGCUGGAGGAGACUCCCCAACCUGGAUUCUACAAAAAUAUCAAGUCUGCCAGUUCCAGUCCACUGAAGCGUGCAGACAGGAGAGAACGGGUAAAAACCGACAAGGGUUCAGAGAAACAAUCCCAAAAACAUGGAAACCCUGACACGUUCCUCCUCACCCCAUCAACACUCAGUCUAGCAACAGAGUGGGAAUUUCAAAAUAAAGAGGAUGAGUUGAAUGGAAACCACGAGAGGCACGAAAAUGAUUGCAGAGACGAAAACAGAUUUCUCCAUCCUGAGUUUGCAUACCAGUAUAGUUCGGUCCUACAGAGACAAGAACGGAAGAGCUCCGGGUAUGAUAGUUUUGAGGGAGAAAAUUCAAGCUUGGACUCCGGAAACGGAAACCCUGGAGACAGGACGGACGGGUGUUACUCCGGAUACCAAGAUGUACUGGGAGGAGGACGGAUGGCGGAGUAUUCAGUUCCUCAACUUUACUCAGAACUGGACGAAAUUACUUUACUCAAGUUAGAGAUAAACAGACACCCGGAUAUUCUGAAUAAAAACUACUGAGCAUGUAAACUUGGAUUUUAUUCCAAUAAACCUUUCUAGUAUUUGUCAUAUUUAACUAAAUUUUUCAUAAAAUAAAUCUAGAAUAUAA
Messenger RNA from Eurytemora carolleeae, 4385 nucleotides. RefSeq lists its product as uncharacterized. The record is from RefSeq and is a predicted model, not a curated record. Gene Ontology annotation, biological process: microtubule-based movement. The transcript is spliced from 3 exons. The coding region runs from base 239 to 4297 and encodes 1352 amino acids. Gene Ontology annotation, molecular function: microtubule binding; microtubule motor activity; ATP binding. NCBI's taxonomy places the organism in Eukaryota, Metazoa, Arthropoda, Copepoda, Calanoida, Temoridae.